AUGGAUGAGGCCGACUCCGACCUGGAUACCGGUAUGAUCGUCUCUGAUUCACCGACAAUGCCAAACCCGGCCGACUCGGCGGCCCAGCGGAUCUGGAUGGCAUGGCUCCAGCGUCAAACUGGCAGCAUCAGCGGCGGCGCCGGCGGCGGCGGUAAUCCAGGAGACAACCACGCACAGCAGCCAUGUCCAGCACAUGUUUCGACCGUCUUGAUCACCAAACAAGGCCAGUUGGGGAGGAUCAUGGAAGAAAUCCAGGUCCAGCUCCACUCGUCCAGAGCCAAAUCGGUCGGUAGGUCCGAGUAUUGGGCCGAGGCCGUCUACAACAAGCUCAAUGCUCGACUCUGCAGCUGGCACGAUUCCUUGCCCGGAGACAUGCGGUGGAACCGAUGGGGCUCGAACCUCGUCGAGGUCGACCCUAGUCUGGCUGCCUUACACGUGCUUUACCACACAGUCCGCAUCACUCUGAAUCGUCCUCUUCUCACCACCACCACAAGAGUGCGUCAGAGACGGACGGGGCCAGCUUCAAGUUCACACUCGGCCGCGUUCAACAUCUGCGACGCCUCGGUCGAGAUGAUUGUCGGCAUCAUCCGCCGGUUUGGCGCACAACACACCUUGAAAAACGCCCCCCUCGUCUUUGUCCACGGCGCCAUCACCUCGGUCGAUGCCACGAUUGCCAUGUUACCGGUAUCAGCGUUUGUGGAACAACAACAACAACAACAACAACAACAACAACAACAACACCAACAAGACAGCAGCAGCAGAGGAGGAGGAAUCCAAGACAGCUUGCUGCCCAUGUUGGAUGCCAUUCUUGGAGACCUUUCCCACGCAUGGGCCAUUGCCAGUGAGGCCAGGAUCCGGCUACAAGAAAUGAUGGACCAAAAACCACUGGUGGGAGCAGGAGGUGGUAGUUGCACUGGUACUUCCACUCCCACUACCACCACUACUACUGGCUCGACCGGCGGGUUGUCACCCGGCAUGUUUGAUCUUGUUCCCAUCACCACCGCCGAAUCUACUGGAGGACUGGCAGCAGCCGCCGCAGGGAUGCAGCAGCAACCAUAUCCAAGUACCAAAAUGUUUUUUGCCGGCAGUCCGACUGUCGUGCAAUGCCACCACCCCCAAAUUCUGGACCAGCUGGAAUAUCUCGAGGACAGUGCCACCAGUGGGUUCGGCUGCUUUGACGUGUCCAGUAGUGGUACUACCGGGUUGGCCUAUGAUGAGGACAUUCUAUACAUGUAG
Capronia epimyces CBS 606.96 is the source of this 1236-nucleotide messenger RNA. RefSeq lists its product as uncharacterized. The record is from RefSeq and is a predicted model, not a curated record. The coding region runs from base 1 to 1236 and encodes 411 amino acids. The transcript is spliced from 2 exons. Lineage: Eukaryota; Fungi; Ascomycota; Eurotiomycetes; Chaetothyriales; Herpotrichiellaceae.